AUGGAUUCUUUGAACUUUAACCUGAGCAGCGGUUUUUUGGAGGGCAUUGUGCGUGGUUUCAAGGGGGGCAUACUUAAACAAUCUGAUUACCUGAACUUCAUGCAGUGCGAGACAUUGGAAGAUAUGAAACUCCAUCUGCAGUCGACUGACUACGGAUCUUUCCUAUCAAACGAGGUUCAACUUUCAGCUGCUAUAAUCGACAAAGCACUGGUUGAGAGGGUUGUUCAGGAAUUUAAUUACAUUCGAAACAAUUCGGCGCCACCGCUUUCAACUUUCCUUGAUUACAUCACAUACGGUUACAUGAUCGACAACAUCAUCUUGCUGAUAACCGGUACACUGCAUGGCAGGCCAAUCAAGGAUGUCCUACCGAAAUGCCAUCCACUCGGCAAUUUCGAACAGAUGGAAUCGCUGAACAUUGCCUCAUCUCCGAAAGAAUUGUACGAUGCUGUGCUGGUCGAUACUCCACUUGCAAGCUACUUCAUCGACUGCAUAUCUGAGCAAGAUCUCAAUGAAGUUAACGUCGAAAUUUUGAGGAAUACGCUUUAUAGAGCUUAUUUGGAGGAUUUUUACGAGUUUUGUAAGAAUCUCGGCGGUACAACAGGCGAAGUCAUGUGCGACAUACUUCAGUUUGAAGCGGACAGACGUGCCUUCAUAAUCACGGUGAACUCGUUCGACACGGAACUGAACAAAGAUGAACGGAAGAACCUCCUCCCUCAAUGCGGCAAGUUGCAUCCAUAUGGCCUCGAAGCCCUAAAGAAAGCUGAUACCUUGGAAGAAGUCAGAUCAGUCGCUAAUCAAUAUCUGGAAUACAAGUGUGUUUUCGGAGAUUAUGGUACUGUUAACCGGUUCGAAAAGUCAAUCGAAGAAAGAUUUUUCGAGAAAGAGGUUGCUAUAAUGAAGAACGCAUUCAUGAACCAAUUUCACUUUGGGGUCUUCUACGCUUACAUAAAGUUGAAGGAACAGGAAUGCAGAAACAUCAUCUGGAUCGCGGAGUGUGUGUCUCAAAACCACAGAUCCAAGAUUGACAACUACAUCCAAAUUUUAUAA
Messenger RNA from Helobdella robusta, 1047 nucleotides. RefSeq lists its product as hypothetical. Gene Ontology annotation, biological process: proton transmembrane transport; vacuolar acidification; vacuolar transport. Gene Ontology annotation, molecular function: proton-transporting ATPase activity, rotational mechanism. The transcript is spliced from 8 exons. Lineage: Eukaryota; Metazoa; Annelida; Clitellata; Rhynchobdellida; Glossiphoniidae. The record is from RefSeq and is a predicted model, not a curated record. The coding region runs from base 1 to 1047 and encodes 348 amino acids. Gene Ontology annotation, cellular component: plasma membrane proton-transporting V-type ATPase complex; early endosome; lysosomal membrane.